Molecule: messenger RNA, 5358 nt
Organism: [Candida] anglica
Lineage: Eukaryota; Fungi; Ascomycota; Pichiomycetes; Serinales; Debaryomycetaceae
Source: the annotation of a GenBank genome assembly
AUGACGAGUAAUAGUUCCCCUAACCUAUCUGGGGAGCCGAUCAACAAGGAUGCUUCCAAUGAGUCAGAGAGCACACUUUUAGAGAAACCAAUUUUUGGAAAUUCCAGCAUUUCGCCCAAAGGAGGGGCAAAUGCAUAUGGACUCCCCACAGCUAUACCACUAAGCGGGUUCAAGACUCCAUAUCUCCCAUCCAGUAGGUGGGUAGAUAUGAAGAAAAUCAAUACAGAGUACGACCACGAAGUUUUUGGUAAGCGCGCCCCAGGAGAGAAGCUAGCUGAAGCUAGUAUCUAUGAGAUUGCACAUGGAAACGAGAAUUCCUAUCCUUCUUGGGGUCCUCCUGAGAAGGUUCCAAUUUCUAAAGAAGAAAUGGAAGCAAUUUUCUUGCAACUUACUGAAAUAUUUGGAUUUCAAUAUGAUAACACUAGAAACAUGUAUGAUCACUUUUUACGUCUCUUGGAUUCAAGAUCUUCUAGAGUAGGUCCAUCAUUAGCCCUCCGAUCUCUUCAUGCUGACUAUAUUGGGGGUAUUAAUUCGAAUUUCAAAAAAUGGUACUUCGCUGCUGAAUUAGAUUUGGAUGACUUUUCCGAACUUGAAAACUCUCAUGGAGAAAAGAAGGGGAAACGUCAAAAAAGCGAUGACCUCUACUUUUCCUUAGAACAGGCUGAAGUGAGAUGGUCGUGUAAUAUGAAUACAUUAUCGCCAGCAGACUAUGUCAUUCAGAUUUCACUUUACCUCUUGUGCUGGGGCGAAGCAAAUAAUAUUAGAUUCAUGCCAGAGUGCCUUUGCUUUAUUUUCAAGUGCUGUAAUGAUUAUUAUUACUCUUUAGACAUAAACACUCCAAUUAAGAAUGCCACCCCAAGCUUUCUAGACCAUGCUAUCACACCAUUGUAUAAUUUUAUCAGAGAUCAAUCUUAUCAGCUUGAAAAUGGAAAAUAUAUUCGAAGUGACAAGGACCAUAAAAAUAUAAUUGGUUAUGAUGAUAUUAAUCAGCUCUUUUGGUAUGCAAAAAGUUUAAGAAAAAUUGUUCUUAAAGAUAAGAAGACUAAAUUAAUGAACUUGAGCCCAGCUGAACGAUAUCUUCGUCUUAAUGAAGUCAACUGGAAGAAAGCAUUUUCGAAAACCUUUAAAGAAACUAGAACUUGGACACACGUGCUUGUCAACUUUAGUCGUAUUUGGAUUAUUCAUAUUUCAGCGUUCUGGUUGUACACUUUAUACAACUCUCCAACUUUGUAUACCAAGGAUUAUAAGCAAGAUUUGGACAACCAGCCAACAGUUCAGAUGAAACUUACAUUGAUGGCUCUAGUAGGGGGUAUUGCCACUUUAAUUUGCUUAUUGUGUACAAUUUUUGAAAUGUCGUUUGUUCCCAGAGACUGGCCGGGAGCGCAACCAGUACUUAAACGAUUAUUCUUUUUAUCAUUGAUGUUUAGCAUAUGUGUGGCACCAACAAUUUACUUAUUAAUUUCCUACAACAUUGACGAGCAGUCAACAUGGGGAGUUGUUUUAGCCUCAUUCCAACUUGCUGCAAGUAUUAUAAGUGUGGUGUAUUUGUCCAUCACUCCUUCUGCCCAGCUUUUUGCAAAAAGAGUCAAUAAGGACGAUAGAAGAUAUCUUUCAAAUAGAGAAUUCUGUUCUUCAUUCUAUUGUUUAAAUGGAACGGAUAAAGUUGCAUCACAUGGGAUAUGGAUUGUGAUAUUCUUCUCGAAAUUUGUUGAAUCAUAUUUUUUUUUAACACUCUCAUUAAGGGAUCCUGUAAGAGAGCUCAACAAUAUGAAAUUAACAAGAUGCGUUGGUGAUGUAUGGCUAGGUUCUUGGCUAUGUUCAAGACAAACAACAAUUGUAUUGAUAUUGAUAUACUUCACUGACUUGGUGCUAUUUUUCCUCGAUACAUAUUUAUGGUAUAUUGUGUGGAAUACUGUAUUCUCAGUCUGUAGGUCUUUCUACAUUGGGGUAUCUAUUUGGACCCCAUGGAAGAACAUCUACUCCCGGUUGCCAAAGAGGAUUCAUUCAAAAAUCAUAUCAAACAGGGGUAAUAAAAACGUGAAUAUGAAGUUUCUUGUGUCUGAAGUAUGGAAUUCCAUCAUUAUUUCAAUGUACAGAGAGCAUCUACUCUCAAUCGAACAUAUCCAUAAACUUAUCUAUCAGCAGAUUCCUACUGCCAAUUCAGAGUCCGGAUAUAUUCUAAAAGAGCCAAUAUUCUUCGUUUCUCAGGAAGACCAAUCUUUAAAGUCGUCAUUGUUUUUGAAUCAAUCGGAAGCCCAAAGAAGAAUUACCUUCUUUGCCCAAUCAUUAUCGACACCAAUGCCAGAAGUAGGGUCGACCAAUUCUAUGCCAUCUUUUACCGUAUUAGUUCCUCACUAUGGGGAGAAAAUCACUCUCACUCUUAAGGAAAUUAUAAAGGAAGAAGACCAAUACUCCUAUAUUACUAUGUUGGAAUAUUUGAAGCAGUUACAUCCGAUUGAGUGGGACUGCUUCGUCAAGGAUACAAAGAUGCUUGCAGAGGAAUUUGAAUCCGAGAAUACUUCAAUUGACCUCUUUGAUACUAAAAAGUUGGAAGACCUUUCUUAUUAUUCAGUGGGAUUUAAAGUUGCCACUCCAGAGUACAUACUCCGAACAAGAAUUUGGGCCUCAUUAAGAUCACAAACUUUAUAUCGUACAAUUUCAGGAUUCAUGAACUAUUCCCGUGCCAUAAAACUUCUAUACGAUGUUGAGAAUUCUACUUCUCAAACGUAUGAGGAUGAAUAUAUUAAGUUGGAAGAAGCUGCUAUUAUUUCUCUUAGAAAGUUUAGAAUCAUUGCAUCCAUGCAACGUCUAAAGCACUUCAAUGAAGAGGAAAAGGAAAGUACCGAAUUUUUAUUGCGAGCCUAUCCAGAAUUACAGAUUGCAUACCUAGAUGAGGAAUUAGAUCCCGAAACUGGAGACAUAAUCUACUAUUCUUCGUUAAUAGAUGGAAGCAGUGCUAUAUUGGAAAAUGGUGAUCGAAAACCUAAAUACAGAAUAAGGUUAUCCGGAAAUCCGAUUUUAGGUGACGGAAAGUCAGAUAAUCAAAACCAUGCCUUAAUUUUCUGUAGAGGUGAGUAUAUCCAACUUGUUGAUGCAAAUCAAGAUAACUACCUUGAAGAAUGUCUUAAGAUUAGAAGCGUGCUUGCAGAAUUUGAAGAAACUACCAUUCCAAGCGAUCCAUACUCAAUUGAGUUAAGGAAUACACUCCAUGAAAACCCCGUUGCAAUUAUAGGUACUAGGGAGUAUAUCUUCUCUGAAAAUAUCGGAAUCUUAGGUGAUGUAGCAGCUGGAAAGGAGCAAACUUUUGGUACCUUAUUCGCAAGGACUCUUGCUCAUAUCGGAGGGAAGUUACAUUAUGGGCACCCUGACUUCUUGAAUAGUGUAUUCAUGGCUACUCGUGGAGGUGUUUCAAAAGCGCAAAAGGGACUUCAUUUGAAUGAAGACAUCUAUGCUGGGAUGAAUGCAAUAAUGAGAGGUGGCCGUAUCAAGCACUGCGAAUACAUGCAAUGUGGAAAGGGGCGUGAUUUGGGAUUUGGUUCCAUUUUGAAUUUUACCACCAAGAUUGGAGCUGGGAUGGGUGAGCAAAUGUUGUCCCGAGAAUAUUUUUAUUUAGGCACCCAACUUCCUCUAGAUAGAUUCUUAUCAUUUUAUUAUGCCCAUCCUGGUUUCCAUUUGAAUAACGUCUUCAUCAUCUUAUCGAUUAAGCUAUUCCUUUUCGUGUGUGUUAACCUUACUGCUCUUACAAAUGAAUCAACUAUAUGCGAAUAUGAUAGGCAUAGACCAAUCACCGAUCCAAGGAAGCCACUUGGAUGCUACAACUUAAUGCCUGUAGUCGAAUGGUUGAAGAGAUGUAUUUACUCGAUUUUUAUUGUGUUCGCGAUUUCGUUUGUCCCAUUGUGCGUACAAGAGUUGACAGAAAGAGGCUUUUACAAGGCUCUCACCAGAUUAGGAAAGCAUUUUGCAUCAUUUUCACCAUUAUUUGAAGUUUUCGUAUGUCGUAUCUAUGCCCAAUCUUUAUCAAGUGAUAUAAACAUCGGUGGAGCAAGAUAUAUCGGUACUGGGAGGGGUUUUGCAACCGUUAGAAUGCCAUUUUCAACCUUGUAUUCUAGAUUUGCGUCUGAAAGUUUGUACUUUGGUGCAUUUUCUUGCUUAUUGGUUCUAUACGCUUCUAUUACUAUGUGGGUGCCUGUGUUGUUAUACUUUUGGGUCACUAUUAUCGGAUUAUUAAUUUGCCCAUGUUUAUACAAUCCAAAUCAAUUCUCAUGGUGCGAUUUUUUCCUUGACUACACAGAAUAUAUCCAGUGGUUGUACAGAGGAAAUACAAAGACUAGAAAGACAUCAUGGAUUGGCUACACAAGAAUCUCUAGAAGUAAAUUGAUUGGAGUAAAGAAUCAAAAAAGUCGGGGUAAAGAAGAAGUUAGGAUCAUCAAUGACGUGAAACCUUCGAAAACAUCUUUGAUUUUUAAUCAAAUGACUUUCGAAUUAUUCGGGGUUGCAACAGUUGGAUGUGCGUAUAUGUUUGCAAAUUCUCAAAAUGAUUCCCGGGCUACGUAUCCUGGCUUUGCUUUACUUCGUAUUCUUAUUAUUUCUGUCUGUCCAAUUGUUAUCAAUAUGGUAGUAUUACUUGUAUUUUUCUUGAUAUCUUGCAUUCUUGGACCAUUGGGGUCUUUGAUUUCGAGUAAAUUCCCAUCUGUUUUGGCUGCAAUUGUACACCUUAUCUCGGUAUUGAAUUAUGUAUUCUUUUUUGAAGUAUUAUGGUACUUUCAAAAUUGGGAUUUCUCAAGAACUAUCAUUGGCGUUGCUCUUGUUAUUGCGAUUCAAAGCUGGAUACUUAAAUUGCUUACAAUUGUAUUCGUCACCAGGGAAUUUGGACAUGAUCGAUCUAACCGAGCAUGGUGGUCCGGGAAGUGGAUAACAUCUGGAUUAGGCUGGUACGUUUUGACACAACCACUUCGUGAAUAUUUUUGCAAAAUAUCCGAGGUAAGCUAUUAUGUUGGAGAUGUACUACUUGGUCAUUUAAUCCUUUUUUCACAAAUACCAAUUAUUGUUGUUCCUUAUAUUGAUACAUGGCAUUCAUUAAUGCUCUUUUGGCUCAAACCUGUUCAUCAAAUCCGUCCACGCGUCUUUUCUAAAAGCCAGAGGAGAAAGCUAAAUACAAAAGUUACAUUCUCUGUCAUUCUUUUCAUUCUAUCCUUAUGCAUUUUCUUAUCUAUAUUUUUGAUUCCAACAAUUGCAAUCAAAAAUUUUGAUUUUGAUGUUGACGAAUUUGUUCCAGAAUUAAUUCAAGAAUUAAUUCAACCUUUUACUAUUGUGAGCAGUCGAAAAGGAUUACAAGGUAGUUCGAAGGCUCCACACUAA